AUGGGGAACGCCAUGAGAGGUGUCAUUGCCUUCAUUCCCUCAGAGCGCUGUCAGCGCUUCCUAGUCGGGGACCUGAAGGAGAUGCCUCUUGAUCGGACGCUGGACCUGAGCAGCCGGCAGUUGCGUCGACUGCCUGUUACCGCCUGUGCCUUUGAUGAGCUGGUGAAGCUUUACCUGAGUGACAACAACCUCAGUAGCUUACCAGCCGAACUGCAGGGCCUGAGGAAGCUGCAGCUCCUGGCCCUUGACUUUAACUGCUUUGAAGAGCUACCUGAGGCUGUUUGCAGAUUGCCUCAGCUCAGUAUCCUUUACCUGGGUAACAACAGGCUUUACCACCUCCCCAGAGAACUGGGAGACCUCAAGGAACUUAACACUCUGUGGCUGGAGACUAAUUGCUUUACUGUUUUCCCAAAGGUGGUUUGUGAGCUCUCCAAUCUCAAGACCCUGCACCUUGGCUAUAACCAAAUAAGGAGUUUACCAAAAGAACUUGGACAGCUGGAAGAGCUACGAAGUAUCUGGCUUGCUGGGAAUGAGCUGGCAGAAUUCCCGCCAGUGUUGUUGGAAAUGCAUUUUCUAGCUGUCAUUGAUGUGGAUCGGAACAAAAUACACCAGUUUCCAGGUCUGUCUCACAUGCAGGGCUUAAAAUUGGUAAUCUAUGACCAUAACCCCUGUAUUAAUGCCCCAGUGGUGGGCGAGGGAGUGAGGAGGGUUGGACGCUGGGCGGACUGCUCAGAUGAUGAGCAGGAAGAGGAUGCGGCAAAGGCAGCAAGUGAGACCACAGCUGAGGUCACAGAGGUACGCCCUGAGGAGGAGCACAACAGUUAG
Messenger RNA from Scomber japonicus (chub mackerel), 825 nucleotides. It is a transcript of the gene lrrc10, whose product is annotated as leucine rich repeat containing 10. The record is from RefSeq and is a predicted model, not a curated record. The transcript has a single exon. The coding region runs from base 1 to 825 and encodes 274 amino acids. Gene Ontology annotation, molecular function: protein binding. NCBI's taxonomy places the organism in Eukaryota, Metazoa, Chordata, Actinopteri, Scombriformes, Scombridae.